Molecule: messenger RNA, 477 nt
Organism: Trichomonas vaginalis G3
Lineage: Eukaryota; Parabasalia; Trichomonadida; Trichomonadidae
Product: mRNA splicing, via spliceosome
Exons: 1
Coding region: 1-477 (158 amino acids)
Biological process (GO): mRNA splicing, via spliceosome
Cellular component (GO): U4/U6 x U5 tri-snRNP complex; cytoplasm; U2-type prespliceosome
Molecular function (GO): RNA binding
Source: RefSeq, a predicted model, not a curated record
AUGCAAGCUCCAAGAGGAUCAAAGCUUUCUAAAUUCAUAAACUCACGCGUCAAAGUCGUAAUUAGCGAUCAUAGGUAUUUCGUUGGUCAAAUGCUCGCUUUUGAUACACAUUCGAAUAUUGUUUUAAAGGAUUGUGAAGAAUACAGAAGAUUAAAUAGGAGGAAGGCCGGCGAACUCCAAGAAGCAAAGAGAAAUAUUGGCCUUAUGAUUUUACGUGGAGAAACAGUGCUUCAUAUCGAUAUUGUCGGACCCCCACCACCUAAUGGAAAUAGAAUGUCAGCUUCUACUGCUUCAUCAGUGCUACAACCUGGUGGCACUCCUGAAAAAGCAAAAGCGAGUGGUUCUGGUCUUGGAAAUUUGGAAUUACCUGGACAAAUGGGUUCAUUGGCCAAGCCAGCAAUGGGUGUUGGUUUACCAAGUUCAUCUUUAGCUGCGUCCGGCCCUCAGAUAUUACCUUCUUCAAAAUUACCACAAUAA